AUGUCACAAGAAAUCCUCUUGCCCGUUAUUCUUGGCCUAGUGUUUCUCUUAGUCAAGUUUGUUGGCUUUUCCAAACAGGCAACCAAACCUAUUCCUGGGCCUCCCGCACUUCCUCUUGUCGGAAAUCUUCUUCAGUUCAAGUCUCCCAGCAUUCUCAAGACAUGGGCGCGUCAGUAUGGUGAGAUCUACCAAGUACGCCUUGGCCCCGCUCAAAACUGGGUAUUUUUGAACAGCCCCAAAAUUGUCAAGGAGCUUCUUGAGAAAAAGUCGGCUGCUACAUCUACUCGUCCGAGCUUUUUGUCGGCAAACAUGGUCUCGGGUGGGAGACGGAUGGUCCUCAUGCCGUAUGGGAAUCACUGGCGGACCCUUCGGUCGAUUAUUCAUGCUUCUUUGACUCCAAAGGCAGCCAAUGUAUUGCAGCCUGCUCAGAACUUUGAGGGAAAGCAGUUGGUCUGGGAUAUUUUCAACAGCAUUAACAAUACUGGCCAGACCCAGGAAGCCAAAGACGAUCGGGAGAUGGGAUUUUAUACCCAUGUUCAGAGAUACUCAGCAUCAGUCAUCCUGCUCAUGGUUUACGGGUUGAGGGCACCAACAUGGGAGUCUAACGCCAUCACCCAGAUCUACAAGGUUAUGAAUGACUUUGGUAGGGUCGCCAAUCCUAUGUACGGUGCCAUAGAUAUCUUCCCCUGGCUCUUGAACUUGCCAAAGUGGAUGCAUUGGUGGAACAGUGACCUCAAAAGAAUUGAAGAACGCCAGAGUGAGGCCUGGCUCCACUAUUGGAAUCAGAUGAAGGACAAGAUCAACAAGGGCGAAGCUCCUGAUUGCUUUGGUCGUCAGUUCGUGGAGGCAGGCUAUCGACAGAAAGGCAUCAGUGAGUUGCAAGCUGCGUAUGUCUGCGGAACAAUGAUCGAGGCCGGAUCAGAUACCACCGCUGCGUCGGUAAACAAUGGACUUCUAUACCUCAGCGCUUAUCCAGACGUGGUUGCCAGAGCUCAUGAAGAGAUUAAGCGUGUGGUGGGUAGUAGUCGGUCUCCGACCUUUGACGAUGACCUCCCAUACGUUCGGGCAAUCGUUAAAGAAACGCUUCGGAUCCGACCAGCUACGACCAUGGGCGGGCCUCAUGCAGCUGACCAAGACAUUGAGUACAACGGGUACAUUAUCCCCAAGGGAACCGGUCUUAUGCUUCAUCAAAACGGUAUCCAAAUGGACCCAGAACUUUAUCCGGAGCCUGAAAAGUUCAAUCCAGACCGCUUCCUCGACCAUCCACUCAAAGCAGGAGACUAUGUAGGAAUAGCGGAUCCUUACAAGAGAGAUCACUGGACAUAUGGAACAGGACGAAGAAUCUGCUCUGGGAUGCACGUGGCCGAGAACAGCUUGCACAUUGUCUUUGCCAAGAUACUGUGGGCGUACACAAUUAGUGCGCCUAAAGACGAUGGGGGCAAACUAUUGCCAGUUGAUCUCUCGGAUGAUGCAUUCGUCUUGGGGGCAGUCACUGUGGCGAAGCCUUAUCGGUGCAUCUUUAGUCCUAGAAAUGCCCAGGUUGCAGAGACCAUUGUGAGAGAGUGGAAGGAAGCAGAGAGGGAAGGGUUUCAGCUAGGAGACCGCAAGGUGGGCAUAGACGGAAUCAUCGCGUCGGCACAGACAGACUAG
Fusarium falciforme is the source of this 1650-nucleotide messenger RNA. RefSeq lists its product as hypothetical. Gene Ontology annotation, molecular function: iron ion binding; monooxygenase activity; oxidoreductase activity, acting on paired donors, with incorporation or reduction of molecular oxygen. Lineage: Eukaryota; Fungi; Ascomycota; Sordariomycetes; Hypocreales; Nectriaceae. The record is from RefSeq and is a predicted model, not a curated record. The coding region runs from base 1 to 1650 and encodes 549 amino acids. The transcript is spliced from 4 exons.